AUGGGCUCGCCUAAUUUAAGCACCAAGGAAGACUUCGGCUCGAGCUUCUCAUUCGGCGGCCUCCCCUCGACACCGCAGCAUAUGAAUUGUAUUGUGGAAGAAGAUCAUGCGAAGGACGGAUUGGCAGAAGAAAUGGAGCGCGAGCCCUCGAAAACGCCACAACGGCCCCUCUCGUUCUACUCGAAUGCGGACGGUAACAAUUCUAGCAACAGCCUGAUUAUGAACCCCGCCUUUAGCUUCGGGGCGAGUGCAACGCAGGAAAACAAAAGGCACUCCAUGAAAUACGUCCCCACUCCGAAGCUCCCGCCUUCUUCUUCAUCGCGCACAAAGUCUCCAGCUAGGGGUAAUAGGUCUCCGUCUCCAGACCGGGGCAAACGCAGGGGCUCAUUGGUGCUCGACAAACCUUUCAAUUUUUCGUCCUCCACACUCCAGCCUCCCGCUUCCGCGGGGUCUGCAACGCGGGCUUCUUUCCGUAAAGGUCACAGGUACAAGCACUCCUCUGUGUCCAUGAACUUUUUCCAAGAGCCCGAAGUUCAGGUCCCUUUGAACAUUGCCAAGGCCAUGCCUAUUCCGGAUUUCGCAGACCUAAAGAGCAACAUUCCGUGGCCCCAUGGCUACGCGCAACUGGCAAUUGCAGCUCUCCAAAUCAUUGCAUGCCUUGUAACGUUUCGUCUAGGCCAUGUGAAAUCCUGGAACAACUUCAUAACAUUAUCACAUUUUGUUCUUUACGAUGUUAUAGGCUCGCUUGCCAUUAUCUUGGUGGAGAACCUUUCCCAGUUCCAGGUGUGGAACACCGGGACGAUAACAUUCCCAUUUGGCCUCAAUCGUAUGGAUGUUUUACUGAGUUUUGCACUGGCCAUCUCCCUUUGCUUUAUGGGGCUCGAUCUCUUCUUCCACAUAUUGGAGGAAACCAUUGUGCUUUUUGUUGAAUCGACUAAUGAUAGCAACCAGCACAAUGAUAUCGCCCCUAAAAUCCCACACUCGCAUCACUCCUCUGCGUUUCUGCAUACCGCGAGUGAGACGCAAAUUUGGUAUUGGACAUUGUUACCGAAUCUUGCGCUCUCUUUGCUGAGUCUUUUCAAAACAUAUCACUCUAACGCGCACACAAAAUUCAAAACAAAGAACCCUGUAAUCACCUGCACUUACAUUCUUUACCUUUCCCUCUACCCACUGAUACAGAAAGUGGUAAGCUCCUCUGAUUACAUUGCUACGAGUCUCCUGUCUAUUUUCAUUAUGUCUUAUGGCUGGACCAUUGCAAAAUGGACCUCGACAAUUCUACUUAUGGGAUUCUCAACGGCAUCCUUGAAUGGACUAAUACUGGAUGAUGAUCCGUCUCUUUCAGACGAUCGCCCAACAAAGGCUCUGUUAGUUAGGUCUAAAAGUACUUUGCCCAUCGCUGUUGCAAACAAUAACAGCAGUAAACCAAACAAGAACAAUUCCAAGAUAUGCGACUCAACACACGUUAAGAGUAAGAUUAUGGAAUCCGUACAGGAGUUACCCCUGUUCCGUGCAAACUGCAAGCUUGCUAAUGAGGAUCUCGUCAUUGUUAAAGUCAAUUUUGACCAGUAUAUUGUGCUAAUAAGAUUGCGCAUGGCUGGCGGCUCGAAUGAUGAUGAACUUAAUCUGCGGCUCGCAAUCGACAAAUGCAUAAGAAAAAUUCUUAAAACGGUGGACACUACUAUUGAUAUUGAUAGACUCUAA
Molecule: messenger RNA, 1701 nt
Organism: Lachancea thermotolerans CBS 6340
Lineage: Eukaryota; Fungi; Ascomycota; Saccharomycetes; Saccharomycetales; Saccharomycetaceae
Gene: ZRG17
Product: Zn(2+) transporter ZRG17
Exons: 1
Coding region: 1-1701 (566 amino acids)
Source: RefSeq, a predicted model, not a curated record